CGUCCCAGACCUACAAUCAAACCACCGAAAUAACUGUUAUUAUAUUCAUUUCACGCUGCUCGGUUUGCGCUGUAUUAUCUAUUCCCAACAUCUCAGUAAAGACAAGAGACCAACCCAUCAUGAAGCUACUCAUUUUGACCACCAUUGCAGCUAUUUUAUAUCAGGCAUGCUCAGAAAAAAAUGAGGAGGGACAAAGCCACUGGUGCUGCAACAUUGAACUGAAGCCAUCCGUCAAGGAAGAAAUGGUGUUAAAGCCAGUAAGGAAAACUAAGCUUAUAACAAAGAAGGUGAUCGUGGAUUACGAGCCGUGUGACGAUGAAUAUGACGAAGAAAUCUUCAGCAGAUCAUGUCCUGUCUACGAGACAAAAAAGGACGAAAUAGCUUACUACAUUAUGAAGAAGAUCCUUGAGAAGACGACUGUGAAGGAGCCAUGUCCAGACGCCAAUAUCGUGUGCUGUGGAGAUCUUGUCUUGUUUGAAGAUAACUGCUACGAGGCGAGUAAAAUUGACCAACUUAAGAUGCUCAAGGAACUUGGUAUCAUCGGAAAGUGAGUGUGGUGUCGUGAAAUCACGUUCUGUCCCCAAGCUAAUACCGUACUCACAGCUCAUGUCAUUUUCUAACUGACGCUUAUACCGGCACAUGGCUCAAUAAAUAAAUACACUUCAAAAAUCAAA
This is a messenger RNA of Lineus longissimus, 674 nucleotides long. RefSeq lists its product as uncharacterized. The transcript has 4 exons. The coding region runs from base 120 to 551 and encodes 143 amino acids. Lineage: Eukaryota; Metazoa; Nemertea; Pilidiophora; Heteronemertea; Lineidae. The record is from RefSeq and is a predicted model, not a curated record.